Miscanthus lutarioriparius is the source of this 957-nucleotide messenger RNA. The record is from the annotation of a GenBank genome assembly. NCBI's taxonomy places the organism in Eukaryota, Viridiplantae, Streptophyta, Magnoliopsida, Poales, Poaceae.
AUGACGGGCAAAGAUGCCGCCGCCGGCGGCAGCGGCGGCGGCAAGGGCCGCCUCUUCACGGUGGGCCUUGUCACGGCGUGGUACUCGUCCAACAUCGGGGUUCUGCUGCUCAACAAGUACCUGCUCAGCAACUACGGCUUCAAGUACCCCAUCUUCCUCACCAUGUGCCACAUGUCCGCCUGCUCCCUCUUCUCCUACGCCGCCAUCGCCUGGCUCCGCAUCGUCCCCAUGCAGCUCCCGCGCUCCCGCCUCCAGCUCGCCAAGAUCGCCGCGCUCAGCCUCGUCUUCUGCGCCUCCGUCGUCUCAGGCAACAUCUCCCUCCGCUACCUCCCCGUCUCCUUCAACCAGGCUGUCGGCGCCACCACCCCCUUCUUCACCGCCGUCUUCGCCUACUUCAUGACCGUCAAGCGCGAGUCCUUCCUCACCUACCUCGCGCUCGUGCCCGUCGUCACCGGUGUCAUCAUCGCCAGCGGAGGAGAGCCCAGCUUUAAUCUGUUUGGGUUCAUCAUGUGUGUUGGAGCAACUGCUGCGAGGGCACUCAAGACGGUCUUGCAAGGGAUUCUUAUGUCUUCUGAUGGGGAGAAGAUUAAUUCCAUGAACCUGCUCAUGUACAUGGCGCCAAUCGCUGUUCUUCUCUUGGCCCCUGCAACUAUCUUCAUGGAGGAUAAUGUUGUUGCCAUUACGAUACAACUGGCCAAGAAGGACAUCAACAUAAUUUGGUACCUGCUCUUCAACUCUUCCUUGGCCUACUUCGUGAAUCUGACCAACUUCUUGGUGACAAAGCAUACCAGUGCAUUAACCCUACAGGUCCUGGGCAACGCAAAAGGAGCGGUUGCAGUUGUGAUCUCCAUCUUGAUAUUCAGGAACCCGGUGUCUAUAACUGGGAUGCUGGGCUACACGCUGACUGUCAUAGGGGUGCUUCUUUACAGUGAAGCUAAGAAGCGAACCAAGCAAUGA